Tilletiaria anomala UBC 951 is the source of this 3476-nucleotide messenger RNA. Its product is annotated as kinase-like protein. Gene Ontology annotation, cellular component: cytosol; cytoplasm; nucleus. Lineage: Eukaryota; Fungi; Basidiomycota; Exobasidiomycetes; Georgefischeriales; Tilletiariaceae. The record is from RefSeq and is a predicted model, not a curated record. The transcript is spliced from 3 exons. Gene Ontology annotation, biological process: protein phosphorylation; intracellular signal transduction; negative regulation of glycogen biosynthetic process. Gene Ontology annotation, molecular function: protein serine/threonine kinase activity; ATP binding. The coding region runs from base 219 to 3263 and encodes 1014 amino acids.
GCAAUCUUUCAAUUUCGACACAAGAUCAAGCUGCCAACUGUCGCGAGUCGCAACGAGCUACGCGUAGAAGUCAUCAAGCCAAGGCCAGCCAACCAUCAAUGAUCUUUAUAAACAGAGUACUUGCGCUAUCGUACAGACCUUGAUCUAUCGACUCUCGUUACUCCCAAGGCAGCUUGCUCCAAAGUAACCAACCCCAGCGCUAUCAUCAUACGACGGAAAUGAGCUCGGAAGAAUCAAGACCAUUCAUCACAGCACGCUCCGUACUCGCACGUUCCGUGUACUCGCGGCGGCCAAGUCUCCCACCCGCUCUCGAGAGUUCAGCUAGCAGCGUCAGCCUUUCUUCUCCCACACUACCACAAGGCUUACCGUUCUACAGCGGCGUUGGUUCUGCUUACUCUGCCACCGCAGCACUAUCCUUUCCACGCAAACUUUCGCUUGACGAGGCUGCCACCAUGACAGAUUCCCAGGACCUACCCCAACAAGCCUCCGAGCCCGAACCGACGGACAAAGAGGACACGGCGUUGAAUGCGCGACUGCACCAGCAUCGCCAGCAACGCCAGCACUGCAUGCCCCUAGCAACAUUCCCACACGCAUCUAUCGAGCUCUCCAGGAAGGAUGCCCUCUCCAACGACGAGACUGCUCGCUUUAGCGCCAUCAAACACAUGUUGUUCUCUCGCAACGCCGCUAUCGCCAUUCAAGCCGAAGACAGCAGCAUGGACUGGGACGUGUCGGAUGUGCCGUCCAUGCCUGGAUCGGUCAGCAUGAUCAGCAGCGAAUCGUCGGCCAGCAUGAUCAGCAGCAGCGCCGAGAGCGGUGUUAGCACAGUGAAUACAACCUUGUCGAACGGGCAACUCACGAGUCAACUUCCCGGCUCACCGUCAGCUUUGUCGGUGCAGGCGGCAAAAUCAAGCGCCGCGACUCAGCAUUCCACGAUGCAGAUGCCGCCAAGCGUUCGGUCAGCCUCUUCGACGGGCUCGGGCGCUUCUUCGCAGACCGAAGACAUGGACGAAGAUAUUCCACCGCCGCUUUCACCGUCUAACGGUUCCGUCAAGAGUGUCAGCCUGCGGACUCCAGCACGAGAAAGCCGUGAGAGUCAGCAAGGCUCCAUCUUUCAAGCCAAUUACUCCAUGGGUCCAGUCGGAUCGCAGCCUAUUACCCCUCAUCUCGCACAACGUUCGCUCCCGACUUGCGACGGGAGCUCGCAGCUCGACGCCUCAUCUGACAUUGGCGGGCAGUCAUUCAGCACAUCACCUCGCGGCUCGGCUACAAUCAGUCAGAGCCUUGGAUUGGUCCUGUCCGACUCGCCUCUCGGCACUUUUGCCACGGGUGCCGACAAGGGGAACGCGCUUCCGAUGCAGAGACCCUCGGCUGCAGCCAUCAAGCGAGCCAAGCGUUCUUCUGCGCUCUCGCCAUUAAAAAUUGCACCUGAGUCAGCAUUCGGACGGCCGAUCCAGCCGACGACGCCAAACGGGUCCUUCAUCCCGUACGCGCGCGACGGUGCUGCCACUGGCGAAGCGAGAAGCCCUUUCGAGCCACCAACUCCGUUCAGAACCACGAGUAGCAUGAACGGAUUUCCUUUUGGCAGUGCCAGCUCCGUCGAUGCUAGCGAUCGCAUGCCUUUGCCUGCGUCCACAAGCCUCCUCGCUCGCAGCGCCAAGCCAUCGCGAAGCGGAUCGCUGAGCCCUAUCUCUGCGGACUUUGCAGCUGUCGUCUCGUUGUCGCAAUCUAAAUUGCGAGACGGCUCACAGUCUCGCUCUCCAUCACCUGCUACCAACAACGCUUCUCGCCGUGCCAGCUUGAUGGAGACGCCGAGCGGUAGCUCGAAGCGCGCUGCAGAGAUGCACCGGAGCUCUCUGAGCGGCCCAACUCGUCCCAAGCUCAUCAAGUCGAAGAGUUCAAUGGGCAAGCCGUACGUGCCAUCGUCGCCUUACUCGCUCCCAAACUCUUUGCAGUCAUCCUCUUCCGGUGUCUUUCGCACAGUGAACGCAGCAGGCCAGUCGGUCGCUGGAAGCCUGGCACAACCCUCCGGGAUGCCGCUGUCUGGUCUCGUCAAGCCGCUCAUCACGACGACUCCGCCGCAACCGAGCUUCGAACUGCCAAACGACCAGCUGUCCGGCCUUCCAGAGCCUCUGACCGAUGCGCUUCUGUCCGCCAAAGCAGCUCCAUCGGCCAUGGCAAAGGUCCCUUCGGUCGCCUCGCGCAUGCAGAACAUCGGCAAGCCCGUCCAGCCGCAAGCAAUACCGAUGGACCGCUCACAGUCCCUGCCCGUCUACCAGACCGUGUCCGCUCGCCAUCUUGCGUACCGCCAUCUUCACCCGGUUUUCGAGGCGAACUACACUCUCGGCCACGAGCUUGGCAGCGGUGGCUUUGGAUUCGUCGUCGCAGCUCGCAGGUCGCAGGAUGGUCGGCCCGUUGCAGUAAAGUUCAUCUGGAAGGAGAAGGUUCCUUCUCACGGAUGGGUGCGCGACCCACAACUCGGCAUCAUUCCCAUGGAAGUGUUUGCCCUCAAGGUCAUUGACCAUCCGAAUGUGGUUAAGUUCAUCGAGCUCUUUGACGAUGAUGACUUCUUCUACCUCGUAAUGGAGAUGCAUGGCUCGCCGUGGAAAGCUCCCGAGGCGAUUGAUGACAAGAAAAAGACUGUGGCCUUGCCGCCGACAUCAGAGUGUCUCAGCCCGCCACAGCGCCAUGUUCCGAUGGAGCGCCGCUCUUCUUGCGACCUCUUCGAAUGCAUCGAGCAGCACUCGCGGCUGUCGGAGGAGCAAGCGCGAUGGGUGUUCGCGCAGGUCAUCGAGGCCGUCUGGCAUCUGGAUUCCCUGGGAAUUUGCCACCGUGAUAUCAAGGAUGAGAACUGCGUCGUCGAUUCUGACUUCAAUGUCAAGCUUAUUGACUUUGGCUCCGCCGUUGUUUCGGACCCACGCAAGCCACCACCAUACUUCAACCGCUUCUUUGGCACGAUGACUUUUGCCAGCUCGGAGAUCCUCCAAGGCAAGCAGUACCGCGCGCCUCAUGCCGAAGUGUGGAGCCUUGGCGUCCUGUUGAGCAUUCUGCUCAGCGGGCAAUGUCCAUUCAGCGACCCUAGCGCCGCAAUCAAGGGCCAGAUCAGCAAACCCAAGGGCAUGUGGACCAAAGAGAGUCUCGGGCUGAUGCUGCGUUGCCUCGAGGUCGAUCCGGAUCGCCGUGCCACGAUUCAAGAGCUGCGCCAGCACCCGUGGGUCAGCAAGGCCUGGGAGGUUCCGGGCCGCUCCCGGCCUGGCUCAGUCUAAACCAUGACGAGGCAUGCGGGAAGUGCGUCGUUGGUUUUUCUUCGCUUCUCCUUGUCAUAUGGGCAUUCGAUUACCUUUCAGUCUUCGACUACGACAUCACUCUGGAUACCUCUACGUGGUAUGGACCGUCCGCCAUGCCAUGCUCCUUGCAUUAGGUCAUUUCAUUUGCUCGAACAGAACAUCAUACAUUAUCGGACUCAGAAAUCUGGCGCA